UUACAUAAACACACAUUAAUCCGGAUAAGAUUGCUAUACUACCAUUAUUUGUCACCUAUCUAAAAAAUGUCGAUCUUCAUUUCAGUCCGUCUUUCAUGGCAGAGUUUUGUGCUUUUGCAUUGGGUGACUGUUGAUGACGUGAAAAGACAAAUUAAAAAUGCUAUUCAAAAUGGGGGACACACUCAUUAUAACAUGUUCAGUUAUGCUCACCGCACGACUAAUAAAUCCAUACUGUACAUACAUAGAAAGCGCGUAAACGUGAUUCGUGCAUCAUACGGCUUUUAUUUUGUCGUAGCCAUAUUUUGAUUGACGCCGUGUCAAAAACGUCACUACGCCGGAAGUGUUUGUUGGAAAGAUUAAAAUCCUCUUGAGUGACAGCAGCGGUUUGGUACAUUGUAUUUUUUUUUCUUUCUGUAGGGAUGGAGGUGACACGAACAAAUUUCAAAGACAGUUUAAGCACUGUGUACAGCGCAAUAGAGGAAGCAGACUUUCUCGCAAUCGAUGGGGAAUUUUCAGGUAUUAGCGAUGGGCCCAACGUCAGCGCACUGACUAACGGGUUGGACACGCCGGAGGAGCGCUACAUGAAGCUAAAAAAGCAUUCCAUGGACUUCUUGCUGUUUCAGUUUGGACUGUGUACGUUCACAUAUGACCAGGCAGAGUCCAAGUACGUCAUAAAGACUUUUAAUUUUUAUAUAUUCCCAAAGCCAUUCAACAGAACCUCACCAGACACCAAGUUCAUCUGCCAGAGUUCCAGCAUAGACUUCCUGGCCAGUCAGGGUUUUGACUUCAACAAAGUGUUCCGUCAUGGGAUCCCGUACCUGAACCAAGAAGAGGAAGUGCAGCUGCGGGAGCAGUAUGAGGAGAGGCGGAGUCAGAGUAACGGAUCAGGAAACCCCUCCUACAUCUCCCCCAACUCAAACAAAGGCCCCGGCAGCAUCCCCGAGGAGCACAGGGAGUACAUCGGACGAGUGGUAACGAAGGUGGAGUCUCUGUUCACUACCUCAGAGAAGACUGUGGACCUGGAGCCAUGCACUGGGUUUCAGAGGAAACUGAUCUACCAGACACUCAACUCCAAGUUCCCAAAGGGCCUUCAUGUUGAGACCUUGGAGACAGAGAAGAAAGAGCGUUACAUCCAGAUCAGCAAGGUGGACGACGAGGAGCGGAAGAGGAGAGAACGGCAGAAACAGGAGAGAGAACAGGAGGAGCUGAAUGACGCUGUGGGAUUCUCCAGGGUCAUACACGCCAUCUCCAAAUCUGGAAAGUUGGUGGUUGGCCACAACAUGCUGCUGGACGUCAUGCACACCAUCCAUCAGUUCUACUGCGUACUGCCAGAGGACCUGAAUGACUUUAAAGAAGUCACUCAGUGUGUCUUCCCCAGGCUGUUGGACACCAAGCUCAUGGCCACUACGCAACCUUUCAAGGAGUUGAUCAACAUCACAUCUCUAGCAGAGCUGCAGAAACAGCUGAAAGAGAGCCCCUUCAAAUCUCCGAAAGUUGUAACGGCGGAGGGGUUCCCCAGCUACGAUACAGCCCAGGAACAGCUCCACGAGGCGGGCUACGAUGCCUAUAUCACUGGCCUCUGCUUCAUCUCCAUGGCCAACUACCUAGGUACUUUCCUGACUCCCCCCAGAGCCCACAUCCCAUCCCAAUCUAAACUCAUCCAGCCCUUCGUCAACAAACUGUUCCUGAUGAGGAUCAUAGAUAUUCCCUACCUCAACAUCAGCGGACCAGACCUCCAGCCCAAGAGGGAUCAUGUUCUGUACGUCACCUUCCCUAAGGAGUGGAAGACCAGUGACCUCUACCAGCUGUUCAGUGCCUUCGGUAACAUCCAGGUGUCGUGGAUUGAUGACACGUCAGCGUUUGUGUGUCUGAGUCAGACAGACCAGGUACAGAUCGCGAUUAACACCAGUCGCUAUGCGGAGAGCUACCGUAUCCAGACGUAUGCAGAGUACGUCCAGGGCAGACGGCAGGUCAGGGAGAGCCAGGGCCACUCUACCCAGUCCUGGGAUGAGGACGGCUGGGUUAAACCCCACUACACCUCCCCCUCUACCGUUGGUGCUGGUCCUACUGGCUACAGCUACGGUCACAACAGGCCGUCAUUGGGGAAGCGCUGCGUCAGUCCUAUCCAGGAGGAGCAGCCUACAGACGGAGAGGCUCAGAGACACGCUGACGGAUGGAGUGGCUACACACACUCUCACACACACUCUGACACGGGCAGCAAGAAGAUCAGGACCGACGGGGUUUGUGUACGGACGUAUGCAGGAGUAGUGGACAGUAGGACGUCAGAAGGCUGGCUGAAAACUCAGUCUGGGUCUGAUUCGUCGAGCAUGAGCCCGAUCCAGGAAGAGGUGGGGUCGGAGGCGGUAGACGAUGCUAGUGAUCCGGCGGCGGGCGAAUGGCAACAGCAGCCUUCUACCAAUCAGAGCAAGAAGAGCCGCAAGAACAACAAGAAGAGGAAGACCGAUGGUGCAGAGACGACUUCUUCUCUGUUCGACGUUCCUGAGGUCUGGUAGCGAUGGAACCGAGCCCCUGGCUCCUUACCACCUUGGUUCCUGCUCCCUACCCCUGGCCACUUGACUCCUACCCCCUAGGACCGGGUUUGGAACUAGGCCUGAAGUUUCAACCAGCUGCACUAAUCUGACUGGCUGAGAGAAACGUCUUAAAGCCAUAAUUCAUGACAGGAGUCCUCAGCAUGUGGCAUAGCAGGAUAUUCCUUUAGGAAAGAAAAAACAGUCCUAAAUGGCUCCCUAUUCUCUAUAUAGUGCACUACUUUUAACCACGGUCAAUAGCGCUCUGGUUUAAAGUAGUGCACUAUGGAUUGAAUUAGGGUGCCAUUUGGGACAUAAUCAAUAUUUUUUUCCCCACUUGUCUUUUUAUUUUGCUCGCACUGUUUUUCAAUUCUGAUGUAUUGAUUGAUAAAUCCCCUGUAUCGUGAUGGAUUAGGUAGUUACCACUCUGCAUGUUGUGGUGCUACGGACACCUGUUCAAUACAGAGAGAGAACUCACACCCAGGCGUAGUUCUAAUCACCCAACACAUCAGGGUCUGAAAUGGCAGCCUGAUCUCUGGUCCACUACUCUUAACCAGGGUCUAUAGCGCUCUGGUCAAAACUAGUGCUCUAUAUAGGGGAUGGGGGGCCAUUUGGUACACCGCCAGGGUCUGUGUUCCAUGAGGAUCGACGUUACAGAAUAUUCAUCUAGAAAUAGACUAUCUAGAUUUGAUGCGCUUCUUUGUUCUAUAGAAGAGGGAAUCGCGUCGUUCAUCUGGUGUGUAUUUUCUACGUUGUAUCGUCCUGAACACCAGGCCAGGCUAGUUGUUCCACGACCACCUAGUUACUGUCACCGAGUCUGAAAUCUUUCCCCCUCACCGUGUCUGUUACCGGUGUCAAACCGGUUUAGUUUUAACCGUAAAAAUGUUGUCUCCGUGUCCCGUUCAUAGUGAACCAUUAAGUGUCUCUUAAACCCCGCCCCCCAAAAUGCCACUUGACUGAUUCUAGUGUAAUACUGUCCCGGUGCUGUAAUAAUAUUUUAAAUGGAGUUUAAAAUAACUUUUUUUUUUUUUUUAUAUAUAUAUGUAUAAAGUUAAAGCCCCUCCCCUCUAAUUUUAUAGCUCCUGCUAGAACCUUCUCCAAGGGUGUGUAUCCUAAAUGGUUCCCUGUAUAGUGCAGUGUACUAGAAAGGGAAUAGGGAGCCAUUUUGUGAAUACAACAAGAGACGUGGUUGGUCUUUUCCCUACAACAGUCUUGUGGCAUUAUUACUUUUGUAUGGAAGACAUUUUUGUGGCCGUUUUAAAUGUCUAUUUUUUGCUGUCUUUACUUUCCCCUCGUUGUAACUCCUCCCCCCUUGCAACUGUGUCAAAUAUUGUAUCAAUGCAAUGUGUCGACGUUACGAAUACGUAUGUGCUGUUUUUGUAUGAAAAAUGUUAAAACCAAUAUUUCCUUAUGAACAGGAACAAUUAAAGAACGUUUCU
Molecule: messenger RNA, 3967 nt
Organism: Salvelinus namaycush (lake trout)
Lineage: Eukaryota; Metazoa; Chordata; Actinopteri; Salmoniformes; Salmonidae
Product: poly(A)-specific ribonuclease PARN-like
Exons: 26
Coding region: 420-2513 (697 amino acids)
Biological process (GO): nuclear-transcribed mRNA poly(A) tail shortening
Cellular component (GO): nucleus; cytoplasm
Molecular function (GO): poly(A)-specific ribonuclease activity; metal ion binding; RNA binding
Source: RefSeq, a predicted model, not a curated record